GAGUCAGUGUGUUUUUUAAUUCAUUUAUCUUUCCUCUCACGAGGGAACGCCACCAACUGUCUCCUCGCUUUUGAGCUGAAACUCAGUUGACAAUAGGUAAUCGAACGUGCUGAUUCCGAAUAUCACAAUGGUUUUUCCCCGCUUUCGAUUUAAAGAUCCGUUUUUUAAGGAUCUUGGUUUUUCAACUGGAAAACCAAUUUCACUAAAACAUUUUCUUGAUCUGUCCAAAUGAAAGAGCACGUCGUCAAACCUACAGAAAACAAUUUUUCAAGGUUCUAAGCGAAGUUUUGAGCGAGUUUUCUGCGUCUAAAACUUAAAACAGAACAGAAAGAAAAACAGUAGUUUUUCUUUUAUAAAUUGUGUAAGAAUAUUAGCGGUUUUUCCCUCUUUUUUUAAGUUUUAAACGCAGAAAACUCGCUCAAAACUUCGCUUAGAACCUUGAAAAAUUGUUUUCUGUAGGCUUGACGACGUGCUCUUUCAUUUGGACAGAUCAAGAAAAUGUUUUAGUGAAAUUGGUUUUCCAGUUGAAAAACCAAGAUCCUUAAAAAACGGGUCUUUAAAUCGAAAGCGGGAGAAAACCAUUGUGAUAUUCGGAAUCAGCACGUUCUAUUACCUAUUGACAACUGAGUUUCAGCUCAAAAGCGAGGAGACAGUUGGUGGCCUUCCCUCGUCAGUUGAAUCACAACAUGAGCCAAUGUCCUUUUCGGCUUGUUCUAGUUUACAGGUGCCUUACUUAUGGGAAAUGCGAUGAAUCACUUUGAAAGAUUCCCUCGUAAAUCAACUCGAAUUUAUUUAUUUUUUUCAAAUAGUUUUUCUGGUCAAACAAUAUCAAGUGAAUCAUUAAUACUUCUAACAAUUCAAUUAAAUAUUCUUCAAUCAAUAAUAAAUUUAACUAUAAAUCCUGAUCGAAUUAUUCGUGCUACAAUGUUAUUAAAUGAUAUUAAACAGACAUUAUCAAUAGUAUAA
Rotaria sordida is the source of this 966-nucleotide messenger RNA. The record is from the annotation of a GenBank genome assembly. NCBI's taxonomy places the organism in Eukaryota, Metazoa, Rotifera, Eurotatoria, Philodinida, Philodinidae.